Bufo bufo (common toad) is the source of this 1698-nucleotide messenger RNA. RefSeq names its product N-alpha-acetyltransferase 20, NatB catalytic subunit (gene NAA20). Gene Ontology annotation, molecular function: protein-N-terminal amino-acid acetyltransferase activity. Lineage: Eukaryota; Metazoa; Chordata; Amphibia; Anura; Bufonidae. The transcript is spliced from 6 exons. Gene Ontology annotation, cellular component: NatB complex. The coding region runs from base 82 to 618 and encodes 178 amino acids. The record is from RefSeq and is a predicted model, not a curated record. Gene Ontology annotation, biological process: N-terminal peptidyl-methionine acetylation.
GUCACUUCCGCGCACGCUUUCGUUCCGUGUUUGCCCGACUUCCGCCAGUGCUGCCCGGUUAGCUGCUGGUCCAGAGGGAGGAUGACCUCGCUCAGAGCCUUCACCUGCGAUGAUCUCUUUCGGUUCAACAACAUAAAUUUGGAUCCUCUCACAGAAACUUAUGGGAUCCCUUUUUACUUACAGUACCUGGCACACUGGCCCGAAUACUUCAUUGUUGCCGAGGCGCCUGGUGGAGAACUUAUGGGUUACAUAAUGGGGAAAGCUGAAGGAUCCGUGGCCAGAGAGGAGUGGCAUGGCCACGUCACAGCACUUUCUGUAGCUCCUGAAUUCCGGCGUCUUGGUUUGGCUGCUAAACUCAUGGAGCUCCUGGAAGAAAUAUCUGAAAGGAAAGGAGGGUUCUUUGUGGAUCUUUUCGUCAGAGUGUCCAAUCAGGUUGCAGUUAACAUGUACAGACAGCUGGGUUACAGUGUGUACAGGACCGUGAUCGAGUAUUAUUCAGCCAGCAAUGGGGAGCCAGAUGAGGACGCCUAUGACAUGAGAAAGGCACUUUCCAGAGACACAGAGAAGAAGUCCAUCAUACCGCUGCCGCACCCAGUCAGGCCGGAGGACAUUGAAUAACCUUAGCUAUGGUUCUUGGGCAAAGUAGUCUUGAUCAGAUUUGCAUAUUCUGUAUAUUUAGCACAAUACUAAAUUAGUCCUACAGGAUUUAAGCACACUGCUAAGAAUAUUUUAUGCCAUGUUCUCCAAAACUAUGUCAUUACACUUUGUAUGGACAUGUGCACGGUAAAGCUGGCCAUACACUUUAGAUAGAUGUAGGCUGAACACUCCUUCGGUCAAUAGCUAUCUCUUCUGACCCUGACUACCCUACACAUGCACGCUCGGCUGAGGCUGCGUGUAUUGUGAAUGGGGAGAAAGCCGCUGCCAGGCACCCCUUGAAGUCGCUUACCUCCCCCGAGAACCCAAAAAAUUGAGAAUGUGGUCAUUCAUUACGUUCUAUCCUACUUUUCCCUGACAUCUGCUGUCUGGGGAUAAGACGCCUCCAUAAACAUUAGGUGAUGACCCAGUCCCACUGAAAUUGGCAGUUCUCUUCUCUUAAAGGGGUUGUCUCAUCUUAGAUAUUGUCAGAUAGGUGCAGGACAGGACCCAAGUGAGCGGAGACAAGCCGCCCUCAUUUAAUUUCUAUGGCACUGCCGACUCUCGCAGUCUUAUAGAAGUUCAUGGAGCGGUGGCUGCACUUGCUCGAUGCAUGCACUCUCCAUUCACUUCCAUGGGAUCUGCCAAAAUAGCAGAGCUCGCUCACUCAGCCACAUUGAGAAUUCCAUUAGAAACUAAUGGAGAGCACGGUGCGCAUGCGCGGUGAGCUCUUCUUCACUUCGGGGGUCCGUUCUGGAGAUAGUUGCAGAUCUCUGAGGUGGGACCUGCACCUAGCUGACUCCUAGUGAAAUGCCAUCAAAGUCUGAUAUGAUACAACUCCUUUCAUCUAAUGUGUAUAGCCAUCUUUGUUCUGGUUUUGAUCUGUUGACAGUUAUGUCCUACUUGUGAUAUUUUGGUUUAUCACCCGACUACCUGCAGAUUAUUAGUUAAGAACUUUUAUGCUGUCAGACUUGUCCCCCUAGCUAAGAAUCAUCAUUUCCUCUCCUCUCCCCACCAGUUCUGAUAAAGUAGAUUUAUCUAUAACUCACAGCCAGAUUUAUGGCU